AUGCCCAAGUUCGACCCCGCCGUCUCGCUCGGGCCCUGGAAAGGCGGGCAAGAGUUCGGGACGGUACUCUCCUAUCUCCAAGCAACUCGACUCAGCGAGCCACUCAGAAUCCAUCCUCUGCUGGAAUGUCUCACCUGGGACCCAAAACCAUAUGGUAAAUACCUUUCCUGGAAUGUGGUCGAGUUCCCCGAUAUGGCUUGUAUCUAUAUUGACUAUGACGACACGGCGACUGUGAGUCGGACCGAUCUGGUGGUACUCUGCCAAGAUAGCAUCCUGACGAGCAGAUUGGUGAAAGAGCGCUUUCAGCCUGCGACUUGGCCCAAAGUGGAGGAACUUCACCUCUUACACGACAUCACUGGAUGGACAGUCCGAGUACGGAACAGGCUCGGCGUGAAUCUGACCGACGUCCUCGAAGGGAUCUUUGAGUUCUUUGCGAGCCCACUCUACGUCGACGAGCUAGGAGAGAUGCAUCCCAGGGAACAGCAGUACUUUGAAAAGCGCUCACUUGGCUUCAUCGACGCUUUUGAAGGCUAUCGCAAGUCCGACGCCCUACUCGGCCAGACCUACUUCAAUGGUAUCAAGCGGGAUCCCGACCUCGUCGAGCGCAGGCUCAACUACAGAGCAUCCAACGUACACCAGGCGGGUUGUUUAUCGGCGAGUCGGGUCUGGUCAACUGGGACCGAUCGCUCGUGUUUGUUUACCAAAGAAUUGACGGAGCGUCGCGAGGCUGGACGCUGGUCUGAAGCUGUAGAUCUCACUCGACACCGGGCCAGGAAGAUCUACGGUCGCUCACUCGCGCUUCAGCAAAGAUGCCGACGCUCCAUACUCCUCACACUCGACCUAAAGCAGUCACUGCCUCUCACCAAGCAGUACGCACACCGCACGAUGGACACGACGGACGAUGUGCACCAAGUACUGCCCAUCGAAUACACGACUGCCCCGCUGACGCUGGUGUUCGCCGGCGUGGGGCUUUUGUUCUCGCUGCUGGUGAUCUUCAGAGUCGCAUGGGCGGACAAGGAAGAGGAGGACGUACAUGGGAAGCAGGGGAGGCGGAUGCGGAAGAUACUGGUCAUAUGCCUCUUGUGCUCCGACUUUGUCAUUGCGCUCGGCUCGGUCGGACCAGCAGCUAUGAUUAUCCGCGGCCUCUCACUUGCCGGUCCACAAUGCAAUGCAUCCGGCAUGACCCUCGCCCUGGGCUUAUGGUGGCAAUACGCCUUCUCCCUCCUCAUCGCACUCACGACCUACCUCUCCCUCCGACAUCCCCUCUCGCGCCUCAAGCGGCUGAUCGACACCCACCCCUUCCCCCUCGUCGCGCUCGUACUCGUCGUCGGUAUCGUACAGGCCAUCCUCUGGAAAGUGCUGAAGGGGUACGACGGAUCCCACGGAUUCUGCUUCUACGGCCGUCCCUCUGAUCUCGGCUCGGAACUCAUGCAAUUUCUCCCCCGCCUGGUCGCCAGUCUGGGCAUCACCGCCAUCUACAUCCCCCUCAUCGGCUUCCUCAGGCGGCCAGAUACAGGCUCGGCGUACCUCGGCACCUCGACGACCGGCGGGCGGAGUAGGGAGGCGACGCCAUGUCGGUCCUUCGAUGGCGGCGACGGCGGGCCGGAGGAUGACGUGCCGCCAUGGGAGAAACUCAGCUUUCCGACGUAUACGUGGGACGACAAGAUCAAGGGGAUCCGCGUAGAUGGGGACGGACAAGGCGCAAAGAGAGGGAGCAAGCUCUUUGGCGGGAUGGGGGUGAGCGUAUCGAUGAAGACCGACCUGCUAUCCUCGCCAGCUGGGACGCUCAGAACAUUCUCCUCCCGACAUGGCCUGCUCGAGAGUCAGUCAUCCGUCCACUUUGAUCUCCCGUCCGCUCCCCAACCCGCCCUCGUAUUGCAGAAGAUCGGCAACACAUCCCCACCCCUCGACACUCUCAACCCCCUCAGCGGCAGCUUCCAACCUCCCCGCCCCAUACGCCCCUCUCGACCAUCUACCGCGCCUGCUACCCUAGCGCCCAACGCCCAGCCCCGUGCGCUCUCUCGGAUCCGUAACGCCCACUCCCCCACCCCCUCCAUCUGCACUCUCGCUAGCAUCUCCGACCUCGCACCGACACCUACCACGCUGGAACCAGCGGGUCCAGACGAGCCCCGCGUUUCCUUCCUCAACAUGAUCGCCUACACCCCUCCCACGCCCGAUGCGAGCCAGCAGCACCGCCGUACCCGGAGCAGAAGCAGCACGCUCGUCGAGAUGGUCGAAGGGCGAUUGGGGGUCCAGCGGACGCGAAGCCGGAGUCGGAGUGCCUCGCCAGAAGUGGAAGAGGGGAAAAAGGAGGAAGUGGUCGAGCCGCAAGAGACGAUGGCGAGUUAUAUGCGGCGAAGGACGAGCUAUUAUCUCUGGUGUUUCCCCUUGACUCAUUUCAUCCUCUGCAUAAUCACAAUCUCCCGCUUCAUCUACUUUGGCGUUCGACGCGUGGACGAUAUGACAGUCGACGUCCUCACUCUCGCGGUGGUCAUCGGCCAGGGUCUGGCGGACAUCAUCAUCUUCGGACUGGUGGAACAUCGAACGCGUCAGAGCUACAAGCGGGAGGUCGCAGCGUGUAUGGCACCGAGGGGAGUGGCGGAGGAGGAAGAGGGGGUGGAGACGCUGCCGACGCCGGUCAUGGAGGCGCCGCUGAACCGGAUCGCAUAA
Molecule: messenger RNA, 2670 nt
Organism: Dioszegia hungarica
Lineage: Eukaryota; Fungi; Basidiomycota; Tremellomycetes; Tremellales; Bulleribasidiaceae
Exons: 14
Coding region: 1-2670 (889 amino acids)
Biological process (GO): adenylate cyclase-activating G protein-coupled receptor signaling pathway
Cellular component (GO): plasma membrane
Molecular function (GO): G protein-coupled receptor activity
Source: RefSeq, a predicted model, not a curated record